This is a messenger RNA of Habropoda laboriosa, 1133 nucleotides long. RefSeq lists its product as uncharacterized. Gene Ontology annotation, molecular function: protein binding. Bases 69 to 1133 code for a protein of 354 amino acids. The transcript is spliced from 7 exons. Gene Ontology annotation, biological process: signal transduction. Lineage: Eukaryota; Metazoa; Arthropoda; Insecta; Hymenoptera; Apidae. The record is from RefSeq and is a predicted model, not a curated record.
AAAUAAUUUAUGACUAUCUAUAAAAAAUAUAACAUAAAAACGUAUGUUUUUUAUAUUUAUCGAUAAACAUGUUCGCAAAAAGCAAAGUUGAUCCUGAAUUGGAAAAGUUGAGAAGAGAAGUUAAUGGACCACCAAAUCUGGAUACUUUAGCAUUAAAUAUUCAGAGAGCUACUACACAAAUUCAUGCUUCUUACUUAUUUGAACAUAGUGGAAAACCCACAUUGCAAAAGUUAUGCUUACUACUAAGUUCUACAGCAACAGGGAAAACAUACAAUGGAUGGCAAGAAUUUGCAGCACAUAUGGGUUUAACAAUGGAACAAAUACGUUGUAUAGAUUAUGAUUUUAAGGGCUUGCAAGAUCCAACCUAUUAUGUGUUAUUAGCUUAUGUACAACAUGUUGAAGCAACUGUAGAUAAAAUUUUAUGUGCCUUACAAAAAAUGCAUCGUUUUGAUGUAAUUAAUCAAAUAAAGGAUAACAUUUCUGACCUAAUUGCUGCAAUUUCACAAACUCCUAGGACAGAUGAAUCAUCCAUAUUAAGACCAAAUAGUGUUCCAAGAGCACCAUUAGUUCUAACUCCAAUCCAAAUUACACAAGAAAUACAAGAUAAAGAUGACUCUGGUCAUAUUACACAAGAUAAUUUACAAAAGACUAAGCAAUUGUAUGGUUGUAUAGUUAUGCUAACAUUUGCUGCUGAUGGUUUUGAAAAUGCACAACAUAUAGCAAAAAUAUUUAGGUCUAAACAGCCAAGAAUUGGAGUACUUAUACUUCAAGAACAAGAAAACUUUGUAUAUAGUAGAGCAGAAGAGUUUAUAGAUGACUGUUUUAGACAGGUGAAUUUCAUUAUACCUAUAUUAACACAAGAAUAUAUGGAAAGGAUAAAUAAUUCUAAAAAAAUUUAUGUUGAAGACCAAAAUAAAUUGGAUGCUAAAUAUAUAAAAUAUAUAUACUCUCUGUUAAGAUAUGAAUAUGUGAGGAAUCAAUGCAUUAAUACUCGUGUAAGAUGCAUAGUCCCUGAUAAAGAAGUUUAUACUGUAGUAAGAGCAAAUUUGCAUCCAACCAUGCAAGCAUGGUUCAGAGAAAGUGAUAUUGAUGCAUUUGUUGAUAAUAUUCUUUUACAAAAAUGUUCAAGAUGA